Molecule: messenger RNA, 7976 nt
Organism: Oncorhynchus gorbuscha (pink salmon)
Lineage: Eukaryota; Metazoa; Chordata; Actinopteri; Salmoniformes; Salmonidae
Gene: hcn1
Product: potassium/sodium hyperpolarization-activated cyclic nucleotide-gated channel 1
Exons: 8
Coding region: 147-2963 (938 amino acids)
Biological process (GO): transmembrane transport; potassium ion transport
Cellular component (GO): membrane
Molecular function (GO): voltage-gated potassium channel activity
Source: RefSeq, a predicted model, not a curated record
UUUGCAGCAUUUGCAAAGGAGGCAACGGAGCCGAGCAGUUGAAGGACAUCAAAUGAAACACGGGAGCGCUUUACAGCGGGUCCUCUUGAGUUUUGCGCGUAGCCUGUGUGCUCCGAGCCUGGAGACAGUACGUUUUAGUGAAAAUCAUGGAAGAUAAAUCAAAUUCGUUCUCCAGCAACAAAGAAGGGGAGAAAGCAGAUGGGAAUAAUGUAUUUCAAAGGCAAGACUCGAUACAGAAGAACAAUAUGGGGAGCCAGAACCUGAAAGGAGGGGACCAUGGAAACUCGGUGGGCUUCAAGGGGGACCGGGAGGAAGCCUUGGUCGGGUUCGACGAUAUAGACGGGUCCGGAAACCGACAUGGCUUUAUGCAGCGGCAAUUUGGAGCGAUGAUGCAGCCCGGCGUCAAUAAGUUCUCCCUGCGAAUGUUCGGCAGUCAGAAAGCCGUUGAGAAAGAGCAAGAAAGGGUCCAGACGGCUGGAUACUGGAUCAUUCAUCCCUAUAGCGAUUUUAGGUUCUACUGGGACUUGGUAAUGCUGGUCAUGAUGAUGGGGAACCUGAUCAUCAUUCCUGUAGGAAUAACCUUCUUCUCGGAGCAGACCACCACCACCUGGCUAAUAUUCAACGUAGCAUCAGACACCAUCUUCCUCGUGGAUCUGGUCAUGAACUUCCGCACGGGGAUCGUCAACGAGGAGAGCUCCGAGAUCAUCCUGGACCCCAAGGUCAUAAAGAUGAACUACCUGAAGAGCUGGUUUGUGGUCGACUUCCUCUCGUCCAUACCAGUGGAUUAUAUAUUUCUAAUAGUGGAAAAGGGGUUUGACUCAGAGGUGUACAAGACGGCGAGGGCGCUGAGGAUCGUGAGGUUUACUAAGAUCCUGUCUCUUCUGAGGCUACUGAGACUUUCCAGACUCAUCAGAUACAUACACCAGUGGGAGGAGAUUUUCCAUAUGACGUAUGACCUGGCCAGUGCUGUGGUAAGAAUAUUUAAUCUGAUAGGGAUGAUGCUGCUGCUGUGCCACUGGGACGGUUGUCUGCAGUUCCUGGUCCCACUCCUACAAGAUUUCCCUCAAGAUUGUUGGGUGUCGCUAAACGGUAUGGUUAAUGACUCGUGGGGUAAGCAGUACUCGUACGCACUCUUCAAGGCCAUGAGUCACAUGCUGUGUAUCGGGUACGGCGCCCGGGCUCCCGUCAGCAUGUCCGACCUGUGGAUCACCAUGCUCAGUAUGAUCGUGGGCGCCACCUGCUACGCCAUGUUCGUGGGUCACGCCACCGCUCUCAUCCAAUCACUGGACUCCUCCCGCAGGCAGUACCAAGAGAAGUAUAAACAAGUGGAGCAGUACAUGUCGUUCCACAAGCUCCCCGCAGACAUGCGGCAGAAGAUCCAUGAUUACUAUGAGCAUCGUUAUCAGGGCAAGAUCUUUGACGAGGACAAUAUCCUGAGUGAGCUCAACGAUCCGCUCAAAGAGGAAAUUGUGAACUUCAACUGUCGGAAGCUGGUGGCUACCAUGCCGCUGUUCGCCAACGCGGACCCCAACUUCGUGACGGGCAUGUUGAGCAAGCUGAAGUUCGAGGUGUUCCAGCCCAACGAUUACAUCAUCAGGGAGGGCACCGUGGGCAAGAAGAUGUACUUCAUUCAACAUGGUGUGGCCAGCGUCAUCACCAAGCUUAACAAAGAGAUGAAGCUGACGGAUGGCUCUUACUUUGGAGAGAUCUGUCUGCUGACGAAGGGGAGACGCACGGCGAGCGUUCGCGCUGACACCUACUGCCGUCUCUUCUCCCUCUCUGUGGAUCACUUCAACGAGGUGUUGGAAGAGUACCCUAUGAUGCGCCGCGCGUUCGAGACCGUAGCCAUCGACCGCCUGGACCGCAUCGGGAAGAAGAACAGCCUGCUCCUGCAGAAGUUCCAGAAGGAUCUGAACGCUGGGGUGUUCAACACGCAGGAGAACGAAAUACUGAAGCAGAUAAUCCGUCAGGACAGGGAGAUGGUGAUGAUGGUGGACCGCAAGCAGUCGGUCACAGGGAUGUCGGUCACAGGGAUGUCGGUCACAGGGAUGAACACCACCCCAAUAUCUGGAAACUCCAUCAUUAACUCGCCGGCUCAGCCGCCCUACACCACUGCCCUGGGCAACAACCAGUUUCAGCAGUCAGCCACCUCUUUGACCUACAGUGCUUCGGCCGUCAUCGCCCCCUCCACCGCAGCCACUGCCCGCAUCCUGCCAGCCUCGGCGCAGGGUGUCUAUCCCGUCCCCAGCGUCAUCCACGGCAACCUGAACUCAUCCUCGCCCGUCCCCCAGACUCCCCUCUCUCUCCAUCAGCAAGGGUCCAUCAUGUCCCCGGUAUCCUUCACCACGGCGGUGUGCAGUCCACCCGUGCAGACCCCUGGGCUGGCGGGCCGCAGCUUCCAGUACGGCUCGCCCACCGCCUCCCAGCUCUCCCUUAUCCAGCAGCCGCUGCCUACUGCCCUACCACCGCAGCAACCACUACCACAGCCACAGCAACCAGGAGGAGCUGCGGCCUCCUCAGCAACACAACAACCACAACAGCAGCAACAAGUCCCGUCACCUCAGAGGAGUGACAGCCUCCACAAGGCCAGUCAUGCUCUCCAGUCGGGAAGCCUGAGUCGAGACGUGCGCCACCUCUCUGCCUCCCAGCCCUCCCUGCCCCACGACACGUCCCUGGGGCCCCGAGCGCACCCUGCAGCGUCCGGGGACUCCCUGGCCUCCAUUGCCCCGCCGGUGGCUGCGGUCCAGGGUAUGGGUAUACAGAGCGGUCUCCGCACCACAGUGCCCCAGAGGGUCAACCUGUUCCGCCAGAUGUCAUCAGGAGCGUUGCCUCCAGUGCGAGCGGUGUCCUCUGCAGCCCAGCACAGGGAUUCCACUGGUUCUAGGAGAGAUUCUAGAAGAGAUUCUACCUUAAGCAGUACAGAGACCGAGCAAGAUAAGAUGCGGUUCGCAUCAAAUUUAUGAUCCCAUUUUUCUUUUUUUUAAACUUCUGUUUUAUUUAAUUUUUAAAUGGAGAUACAAAAAAGAUAAAGAUGAACUUGAGUAUUUUUUUGUUUUCUCAAAAAUUUUCUUCAGAAAAAAAAAUUAGCCGAAAGGAAUUCCUGUACAGACUGCCCUUGUAUUAUAUUUUAGACACAUUUCUCCCUACAUUUAAGAAUGUAUAUUAAAUAAAUAUAUAUAUAUAUAUAUGUGUGUAAAUCCAACUAGAAUAUUUGGCAAAGACUAUUUAAAAGCUCUAGUAUAUAAACAUGAGUCUUCCUUUCCAAAAAAUAUAAAUAUAGAUAUCAAAUGUAUGGAGAGAGGGGGGGGUUGUUUGUUAUUUUCUGUUUUUGUAAACUGGAAUGCAUCGUGAUGAAUCCUGACAGAUGACUUUUUGACUUUUUUUUUUGUACCUGCGAGAAGAGGAAGUAAAAUAUCUUCUCACAUUACGCAGCUUUGUCACCACUGUGGAAUAACUGACGCAAGCGAACCUUGAAACUGUCAAAAAAAAAAGAAGAAGCACACACUCAAACAUAAAUCUAAUGGCAGAACUUGUGGGACCUUAAUCUUAGCAAUCAACACAGGUACAAUAGCUAGGUGUUCCAUUGCUCUCAGCAAUACAUCCUCUUGAGCCACAGUGUCCUCACACAGUGGUCGGUGAACACCACGACAGUGUUAUGGGUCCAAAAUGAUGUAAAUAGAAGUGAUGCUCUUUUUUUGUUUGUAGGAGGAUGAUGUGAGCGAAGAAUGGAUGAUGCUGUUUUUAGUCCUAAUUUCAGACAGUGAUAGACGUUAUGUAAUGUUGCUUAACAAAACUAUGUGUACAUUUAUAAUAUUUAUAAACUAAAGAUUAUCACCAUUAUGCAAUAGACUGUGAUAUAAAGAUUAUCUAUAUGUGUGUUGUAAAUAGUUUUGUAGAUCUAGUAUUUACAGAUACUGUGUGGUGCAUUCUCAAUCAUAACAAUGUCUUACUUCUUUCAGGAACCUUGAUAUCUUCAUCAUCUUCUGUAUGUGAGAAAAAAAGUUAAUAAGUGACAACAAUGCGUAUAUUCAUUAGAGAUAAGAAAACCUUAACGCAAUAGCAAGCACUACUUGACACUGAGAAAUGCCUGUCAAACUGAGAAUCUUCAUUAGUCUGCAUAGUCCUGGUUUCUUUCUUCAUUUUAACCAUCUAGCAAGCAAAAGAGAAGCGAUUGAGGGAUUAAAUAUUUUUUUUUAACGCUGAGGUUUCAACACUUUUCAACACAUUUAACGCGGAGGUUUCAACACUUUUCAACACAUUUAACGCGGAGGUUUCAACACUUUUCAACACAUUUAACACUUUUAACACUGAGAUUUCAACACUUUUCAACACAUUUAACGCGGAGGUUUCAACACUUUUCAACACAUUUAACACUGAGGUUUCAACACUUUUCAACACAUUUAACGCGGAGGUUUCAACACUUUUCAACACAUUUAACGCGGAGGUUUCAACACUUUUCAACACAUUUAACGCGGAGGUUUCAACACUUUUCAACACAUUUGUAGCAUGGACUCCGUAACACCUGUUAUUUUACACUUCAAACACGUCUCCCCUGUAUUGUACAUCUCCUUUGCAAACAUGUUAUUUGUAGAGAUGCUUUAUUUUAUUUCAGUCACACGCUACACAAUACAGUAAUACCCUUUUACAGUGUGUUUUUCUUACUGUGGGUGUGCCGGGUGAGUAAACCUACCCAUUCCUUACAGCAAUUAAAGAGUUUUUGUAUGUUUGACUACCCAUACACAAUGUGACACUUUAGAAUUACUGUAAAUAUGAAUCGUUGUUGAAUCUAUCACAUCUCGACUCCAAAUCUUUCAGUUAGUUUAGACACCUUUUGAUUUUCGGGGGUACGGACGGCCUGUUUGGAUGUUUUAGUCAGGCUUUCUGGUUUUUAUUUAUUUUUUAUGUCUUUUUCAUAUUUCAUUUAAUUGAUUCACCUUCCAUAUCAUGUUUUCAAAUAAUGUGAUCGUCUAGUGUGGCAGUGGAAUGGAAAGGAAAGUUUUCAUACCGACAGAAAAUGUAUGAAUUCAGUCUUUUUCUGCAAUAUGCCCAUCCGCUGUAGGUUUGCAAUCUUGACGUGUGAAUUUUCCAGUCAAAGUUAAUGUUGAAGAAGACUGACAUGACCUUUUCCAGACACCUCUCUUUUUGAGUAGGUCAUGUUAUAAAUCAAGUGUUUGGGCCCCAUUUGAAAAACAAUCACCGUGUGUGAAUCAGAGCGAGAGCAACAUAUGCUGGGUUGCAUUAAGGUUUCUGUCUCUUGUGUGUCUGAAUCCAUCAUAGUAACUGUAACAAUAUCAACAAAAUUACAAUGUUUAAGCUUAUUUAUUUAGUGUCCUGGGGGGUCCAGAAAUGUGACUAAACUUUGAGAUAAUUCAUUAAGGUCAGUCAUUCUAACACAGCUUACCCUCAUGUGGUUGCAAACUAUUUGACGUGCUUAUGAAUUGAUGUGUAUGUUUGCUAGAGACUCCCCCCUCCAUGUAUUGUGUAUAGUAACCAUGUGAGUAAUUAGUGUGAUAUGUUCCUCACAGACAACCACCUCUCAUGGUUUUAGAGUCACAAUCUUCAUGGCGGAAAACAUGCUCCAUCAGUCGGUUCUGAGUAUCUAAGCCCCCCCCAACCCUUAGAGACACACCUAAAAUGAUGAGCAGUACUUCAAUACAGAACGUGUGUGAACAUUCUUCCGAUAGAGUCCACCUCCCCCCAAAAAUAUGUCUCAUAAAAAGCAUGCACUUCUCACAAAUACUUAAAAAGAUACUAUAUAAAAAAAAAGGUUGACGUUAAAUGUCCUGUGAGAUUAUGUUUUGUUCAUUGUCUGUCUAGACGUUAUUUGUGUGCAACGAAAGCGUUGACAUUUUCACAAAAGGACACUUAAGUAUUUGUGCCUAAAACUGUAGCCAUGUUCGAUACUUUUUUUGUUUGUUUUGAGUGGGAGGAGCUAUAAUGUGCAUAUGCACCUAUACAACACAUAUAUUACUUAUCAUAUGUGUUCUAUGUUUCAAUAUAUAUAUUUUUUUUUGAGAGGAAGAUGUAACCAAUGAAGAUGAUGGCCAAAUGUCUCAGUUUAACAAUUGGAAUCUUUGAAGAGAAUUGCGAACUUCUAUGAAAAGUUUCUCUCAUUCUGAUAUAGAACUCUCGGAAUUACAGUAAUGACUAGUACAGUCUCUACAGAACUAAGAGGAUACUAACACGUUGACGAGACAUUGUAAAACAUUUGAAGCACCUUUUGUAACUUCCUGUGUAGCUAGCCACUGAUGUUUUGUUGAUUGUUAAUGUUGCGCGGAAUGAAACUGGCCAAAGCAAAACAUUCAAAGUAAUUUUCUUUGUUUUGAAUUGCACUUUCUGAUGAAAGAAAAAUACGAUACAGACUCUUCAGUCAGAUAUUUUAAGUGAAUAGAAGGUUUAAAGGGAGAUGUAUGAUCUAGAUUGGAACUCUCUAAACAUGGAGAAAUGUUCUAUUCCAAGACUGCUUAAUCCUGACCUGCCAUGGUGAAUGUAUUCAUGGGUUGCACCUCCGUCUCGUCGUUGUCAUUGUGAACGUUUUACAGAUGCCACAGCCAUACUGGUGCCCCAAAAGUACAGUGAUGCCCGCCCAGUCAUUCUGAACGGGGCUGAUGACUGUUUCAUCUAAAUGACACUAUAGUGGCCGGGAAAUACAAAGACGUUACUAAAGUAAGCAAAUGUUUAGUAGGAAUCAGCUUUGCCAUCAUCAUUAAUGUAGUCAAACUUACUUUAGACAGAUGACAAUGUUGUCAUUAGCUAGCAAAGAUUGACCAAAAUAGUUAGCAAAGCUAACUUUAGCUAUCUUAAAUCCGUUGGUCUCCCCUCAAUCUUAGCUAGCUAGCUAAUGUUAUACUGCAUCUAAAGUCAAUCUGGUGACAACAUUUUGUCCUUAUUUUGCCAGGUAAAUUGACUGAAAACAAAUGUUGAUUUACAGCAAUGACCUGGUGAAUAGUUACAAGGUAGAGAAAGGGGGAUGAAUGAAGCCAAUUGGACAAUGAUGACAAACCUGCAAAUGAUUUGCCUCUACAAAUGUCAUUGUAUUUUCAAGCCACUGUCACGCACAUUUGAUGAAAUCUUCAUCAGAGCCAAUUGACAAUGCAUUGAGUAGAGCGCGCGGUCGGGCAUCAGUCCUAAAACGAACGUUCAAAACAACAUUGUGACGAAAUGUGCAACCCAUGAAUAGGAACUACUCCACGGUUCCGAUGGAUAGCAGCGCUGUUGGUUUGUGCUGUUUUUGACACUUGCCUUUGGAGGGGAAAGCUUCCCAGCUAUGUGCUUUUUUUUCUCACAAUUAAUUCCGACCACAGCAAUCUAGCAUUCUGGAAUGGGCAUUAUGACGUAUGUAGUACAACACGAACGGACGAAUCAGCUUACAGUUUUAGCAGUAUGGAGAACUCUCAAUUAACCAGCACAUAUAUUUGUACAUUUAAUUUUGUUUGGUUUUUAAAUAAAAAUGCUAAAAUGAACAAAGCCCAGUGCCCAGAGAAAGGAAACUAGGGUCUUUAUUCACAAAGCCUCUCAGAGGAGGACUGCUGACCUAGUAUUAGUUUAACCUUUUGGAUAAAUUCAUGUGAUUAUUUGGACAAAAGGAAAAACUGAUUUUAGAUCAGUACUCCUAAACGGUUGUUUUGUGAAUACGGGCCCGGAACAUUUGGGUUCUGAACCUUGACAGUGCAGGUGUAAUAUGUUAACUGAUAAUGUGCGAUAAUGUUCAUCUUGGAGAGAUUAUGGUGUAGAUAAUGCUGUAAGUUACGAGCCACACGUACGUUCCUCUUAAACCCUACUGACAGAUUCAUGUUAAUAAAACAAGCUUGGUAUAAAAUGAACAGUUAGUUGGUUACUUGACACAGAGUUCUUACAACUAUAUGCAGACAAAUGGUGUUUGUCAAAAAAAAUAUUUUGAUUUCUGUUUGAAUUUUGUUUUGUUUGUAAAUAAUAAACCUUUAACAUGUAGAAAAUAAAAGACAUAUUGUCAUUUA